AAAAUUGUCUCCAUCAAUAGUGAAACAGUAAGAAAUUAAGAGAAGAAAAAAAAGAAAGAAAAAUGAAGUUUUUCUACUUUGUAUUACCCAUUUUUUUCUUGGCUGUUAAUAGUGUCAGCAGUCAACAAAAUACAACCGAAGACGAAGUAAAAGAUGCCAAAAAUCAGUUAAUAACAUUUGUUGAUUGCUAUAAAAAAGGUAUUAACGAUGAAAUUAAUCAUAUACCGAGAAAUACCGCUAAAGCUCAGGCUGAUAUUAGAGUGAAAGUGGAAAGUAUGAGGAAUUCAAUGUAUGAUAUUUAUUUUUCUAAUGAUCAAAAGUCGAAUGAAGAACUAAAACUGGGAUUGAAGAAUAUUAUAACAAAUAAAACUGAAUGUUUCAAUGAAUUAGUUGCGUUUGAAACCACGAGUUGGCCAAUAAUGGAAAACACACGUUCUUGUUUAUUAUCAAAACUCAAUGAAGUUGAGGAAUACAUUCAAAAUGUGACAGUACAAGCAAGAGCUCUGUUAACAGAAUAUAAUGAAUUUAAAACUAAAGCUGAAGAUUGCACUAAACAUCCAGGCUGUAAAUAUGACGAACAAUUAGCUUGCAUUGAUGAUGUUCGUAAGAAGUCAAUGGAUUUCUUGUUGAGUAAACUAAACAAAGGACAUUUAAAAAUUAUCCACAUAGACGAUGUAAUUUAUGAAAUUUCUAGUAAAUUACCAGAAUGUAGGACUCAAGAAUUAAUUGACUUUGAAAAUAGUCAAAUUGUUAAGGAUAUGCAAAACUGUAUCAACGAACAGAAUAAAUAGAAAAUAGAAAUUCAUGUAAAUAUUAAAAGUAAACUUAUUUAAAAAAGAUUAAUUAAUUAAUUAUUUAU
This is a messenger RNA of Leptopilina heterotoma, 859 nucleotides long. RefSeq lists its product as uncharacterized. The record is from RefSeq and is a predicted model, not a curated record. The transcript is spliced from 4 exons. Bases 63 to 791 code for a protein of 242 amino acids. Lineage: Eukaryota; Metazoa; Arthropoda; Insecta; Hymenoptera; Figitidae.